AAAGCAACACGGGAAUUAAUCGGUCGAGAGCACUCGAGAGUUUAAAAACCAUUUGUAAUACUAUGGUAAUACCCAACCACCCAAGCUCCUUGUGGCAUAUACCUUCACCGUUUUUCGACAGCAAUAACAGGGGAAAUUUUGCUAGUCGUUUCAAUGGCAAGCGGCCCAACUAAACGUAAUCUCUCAAGUGAGGAAGAACUGCCAACACAAGCUGCACUGUACAUGACAGCAAGUUCUAGUGUCGAAAGCACAGACAUUCCAACCAUGGAAAUGUGUUCGUCUGCUGGCAGCGACCACGACUUGGAAAUCAGGCAGCCAUUAAAGAAGCGUAGGCAUGAUUGGGUGAAGUUUCAUGGGCCACCUACUCUGGGAGCUCAUGCAGCUACAGAGGCAGUUGACGGACAGCCGGCUAAUGAUGAACCAUUACCAAAAAAGUUUGCACAUGCAGAUACUGGCCAAGGCGACCCAUCGGACGUAGAUCAUAUGUAUAACAAUGUGGCAAGGAACAUGAUGGCGAGAAUGGGUUGGGAAAAGGGUAAAGGCCUUGGGAAAGAGAAGCAAGGCAGAGUCAGCAUAGUGGAGGCAUCUAUGCAGAGAGGUCGACGUGGUCUGGGAAACAGGAUUGAUGGCUUGGAACCCAGCAACAGUGUCAUGUGGCAGGAUGAAGAG
Priapulus caudatus is the source of this 669-nucleotide messenger RNA. RefSeq names its product cap-specific mRNA (nucleoside-2'-O-)-methyltransferase 1-like. Gene Ontology annotation, molecular function: RNA binding. Gene Ontology annotation, biological process: mRNA splicing, via spliceosome. The record is from RefSeq and is a predicted model, not a curated record. Gene Ontology annotation, cellular component: nucleus. Lineage: Eukaryota; Metazoa; Priapulida; Priapulimorpha; Priapulimorphida; Priapulidae.